AUGUCAGCAGUAUGUCUCGUGAAACAGAAAGAUGCAAUGAGUAUUCGCGAUGCGAUGAGUAUCAUGCUGGUUGUAUAUCAGAGGCCUAAAAGGAACCAAAGAGGGUGCAUUGAUGAUCCAUUGACACUAGGCCCAAGGGGAGAGGAGAAGGCAAACGGGGAGACGAGAAGGCCCAAGGGGAGAGGAGAAAGCAAACGGGGAGACGAGAAGGCCCGAGGGAAAACGAGGAGGCCCAAGUGGAGACGAGGAGGUGCAUCUCUGCUUGUUUAAGGUCUUAAACCCAGACUGUUAUCAUGGGACGAUCACUAUACAGGGGUUAUUUACUAUUUUGUUCCAUCUGGCUGAGUAUGAUCGUCCUUAUGGCUUACAUAACGUCCGUGCCAAUGACUAACAACCAGGAAUACGAACAACUUAAUUUGAAAAAUGAAAUUAAUAAUUUGAAGUUAGAAAAUAGUAAAUUGAAGAUGAAAUUUGGGAAAACACUUACGAUGAAAAUGUCAUCAAAAUCCACACUCAUUGAACCUAAACUGCCAUACACCAUGAAUGACUUCCUUCUUCGGGACCACAUAAAGGAGCUGAAGUUUUUCCUACAGAAAAAGCUAAAAGAUCAGCCACAUCUGUCAAAAGAUAUAAACAAUCGCUUCCAGGAUAUCGUGUCGAUGGACAAAAGGGCUCAAGAUACAAAUGGCUUCAGUGAGUGGCGACAGAAAGAAUCUGAUGCCCUCCAUAAUAUGAUUAAGACUAGAUUACACACAUUGCAGCAUCCCAAAGACUGCAGUACAGCGAAAGUAGUUCAGUGUAAACUAAAGGAUGGCUGUGGAUUUGGCUGUGGUGUCCAUCAUCUCUUAUAUUGUCUUAUUAUGGCAUAUGCCCUGCAAAGGACUUUGAUUAUAGAUGAUGGAAAGUUUAGAUAUUCUAAAGAUGGUCUUAAAGAGUUCCUCAGACCUGUCACCCCAUGCACCGUUGGCGAUUUACCAAUGUCAGUGGGUGAGAUAUAUAUGAAUACGCUCAACUCCGAUAGAGCACAAAGUGAUAUCAUUGCAAAUAAACAGGCGGUUGCUUUGCCAUUAAUUGAUGGGUUCGGAGGAGAGCUGAGUAAAUAUCUUCCUUAUUCUGUUCCUCGAGAUCUAGGUGAACGUCUCAUGAAUAUUCAUGGUCAUCCCAUUGUAUGGUGGAUUGGCCACAUACUGUCAUACAUUAUGACACCAAAUGAGCAAUUCCAAAAGUAUUUAGAUGAUUUGAAAUCCCAGAUUCAAUUUAAGCACCCCAUUGUUGGGGUGCAUGUACGCAGAGGCGACAAGAUUGCCCAGGAAGCUGAAUUCCAUGCUUUGAGUGAAUAUAUGGAGAAAGUGGAUGAGUAUUUUAAGCAGUUAAAACAUGAUGGUGCUGACAUCAAUAAAAUGUAUGUAUAUAUUGCAACAGAUGAUCCGGGAGUGAUUAAAGAAGCUGAAACAAAAUAUCCACAAUACACAUAUGUUUUGAAUUCCACUAAUUCUAGGACUACAGGCCACGGAGGAUCACAAUAUACAAGUAUAGGCUUCCGUGGAAUCUUAACAGAUAUCCUUCUCUUAUCGCAGACUGAUUUCCUUGUUUGUACAUUUUCAUCCCAAGUCUGCAGAUGUGCCUAUGAAAUUAUGCAAACUCUACACAUAAAUGCUCACGAUCGAUUCCGAUCCCUUGAUGAUAGCUAUUACUUUGGUGGUUCGAAGGGGCCUAUUGAAGCCAAGGUUUUGUACGAUCAUAUUCCCGUUGAUGAUAAAGAAGUGGCAAUGACGGCCAAUGAUAUUGUUAAUAUAGCUGGCAAUCACUGGGAUGGAUUCUCAAUGGUGAUGUCAAAAGGAAAGAGAGGCUUAGUCCCAUCAUAUAAAAUACAGAAAAUCACCAAGCUUGUUCCUUUCCCAACAUAUACCAUUUAAAAGUCAAUAUACAUGUAGAUCAGGAUUUUAAGGUUUAAAUGCUUGUGCUAGUGUCUUAGAUUUAACCAUGGUAUGUCAAUAUAACAAUGGUGAAAAUAUUACAUUUAAUAAAAUAACACAAUUUUGA
This is a messenger RNA of Owenia fusiformis, 2043 nucleotides long. Lineage: Eukaryota; Metazoa; Annelida; Polychaeta; Sabellida; Oweniidae. The record is from the annotation of a GenBank genome assembly.